Molecule: messenger RNA, 8636 nt
Organism: Bufo gargarizans (Asiatic toad)
Lineage: Eukaryota; Metazoa; Chordata; Amphibia; Anura; Bufonidae
Gene: LRIG2
Product: leucine rich repeats and immunoglobulin like domains 2
Exons: 19
Coding region: 142-3384 (1080 amino acids)
Molecular function (GO): protein binding
Source: RefSeq, a predicted model, not a curated record
UGGAGUUGCAGGCGGUACUACGGGAAGACUGGGCGAACUGGCUUAUACUGGGCCGCAGCGAACUCCCUACAUCUCCUUCUUAUUAUCCGGCCUGACGACGCUGCUGUGAGGCCUCCGGCCGAGGAGCCGGACCGAGACAAGAUGGCGCCUCCUGUGUGGCUCAGGCCGGGAAUUCUCCUGCUGCUGACGGUGGCGGCCGCGGCCUCGGACGCUUCUUGCCCGGCUCCUUGUGUGUGUGAGGGGAGAAUGCUGGACUGCAGCAGGAGGAGGCUGGGCCGGCUGCCUGCGGCUCCGCUGCCCGAGGGCAUCACCAGCCUGGAGAUCAGCCACAACUGGUUGACUUUAUCCAACAGCAGCCUGGUGCCCGAACUGUACUCCCUGCAGGAAGUGAAAAUGAAUUACAAUGAGUUAACAGCAAUCCCUCACCUUGGAGAACCAACAGCUAACAUCACUCUUCUCUCACUGGUACAUAAUAAAAUUUCUGAACUGAAUGGAGAUCUGCUGCAGCAAUUCCUGUCGCUGGAAACCUUGGAUUUGAGCUCCAAUCUUCUCACUGAAAUAAAAAGCACAUUCUUCCCCAGGAUUCCUUUGAAGCACUUGAACCUGAGCAACAAUAGAAUUACAACUUUGGAAGUUGGUUCAUUUGACAAUUUAUCUGGAUCAUUAAUAGUUUUGAAACUGAACCGGAACAAACUAAGUGCGAUUACGCCUAAAAGUUUGAAGCUCCCAAAUUUGCAACACCUUGAAUUAAGGCGGAAUCGAAUUCAAAUAGUGGAAAGCCUGACUUUUCAAGGUCUGGACUCGCUAAAAUCUUUAAAAAUGCAGAGGAACGGAAUUGGCAAACUAAUGGAUGGUGCAUUUUUUGGAUUGGACAGUAUGGAGCAGCUGGAGUUGGAAUAUAACAAUGUCACGGACAUUAACAAAGGCUGGCUAUAUGGACUGCGAUCACUGCAGCAGUUGUACAUGAGUCAAAAUGCAAUCAACAGGAUCAGUCCAGAUGCUUGGGAGUUCUGCCAGAAUCUCUUGGAUCUAGACCUGUCGUACAACCAGAUAAACCGUUUGGAUGAGUUUGCAUUUGUUGGACUUGCCUCACUGGAAAAACUGAACCUAGGGGAUAACCGAAUAAAUCAUAUCGCGGAAGGUGUAUUUAAGGGACUUGCAACUCUUCUGACAUUGGAUCUGCGAAACAAUGAAAUCUCCUGGGCUAUUGAAGAUUCCACUGAAGCAUUUGCUGGACUUUCCAAGCUACAUACACUUGUUUUGCAAGGAAACAAGAUUAAAUCUAUCACGAAAAAAGCUUUCACUGGUUUGGAUUCGCUGCAGAACCUGGACUUGAGCAAUAAUGGGGUUAUGUCUUUGCAAGAUGACGCCUUUGCUCAUAUUAAUCUCCAAGAGUUAAUCCUAAACACAAGCAAUUUGCUUUGUGACUGUCAGCUAAAGUGGUUUCCCCAGUGGCUAAUUGACCACGGAUUGCAGAAUUCUGUAAAUGUGAGCUGUGCCCACCCUGAUUGGCUGUCCGGCCGUUCUCUGCUCAGCGUGGAUUCUGGAGACUUUGUCUGCGAUAAUUAUCCGAAACCACAAAUCAAAGUUCACCCGGAAACAACCGUGGCACUGAAAGGAAUGAAUGUGACUCUCACAUGUGCCGCAGUCAGUAGCAGUGACACUCCCAUGUCUACAGCGUGGAGGAAAGACAGUGAAAUCUUGUACGAUGGAAAGGUGGAAACCUUUGCCAGAUAUCAGAAACAUGGGGCUGAGCUAGUGGAGUAUACAACAGUUUUGCACCUCUUCAAUGUGAACUUUACAGAUGAAGGAAAAUACCAAUGCGUCAUCACCAACCACUUUGGCUCCAAUUAUUCCAGUAAAGCUAAACUCACGGUUAAUGAAAUGCCCUCCUUUCUUAAAACUCCAAUGGACUUGACAAUCCGCACUGGUGCCAUGGCACGUCUAGAGUGUGCAGCAGAAGGUCACCCAACUCCACAAAUUGCGUGGCAGAAAGAUGGAGGAACAGAUUUUCCUGCAGCCCGAGAGCGUCGCAUGCAUGUUAUGCCAGAAGAUGAGGUCCUGUUCAUUGUCAAUGUCAAAAUUGAGGAUAUGGGGCUCUAUAGCUGCUCAGCACAAAAUGCGGCAGGCAGCAUAUCGACCAAUGUCACACUGACUGUAUUAGAAACUCCUACUUUUAUGAGACCCUUGGAGGACCGAACAGUUGCCCGUGGGGAGACUGCUGUAUUGCAGUGUAUAGCAGGAGGAAGCCCAGCUCCUCGCUUGAACUGGACUAAAGAUGAUGGACCACUGAUGGUAACAGAGCGGCACUUCUUUGCUGCUGCAAAUCAGCUUCUCAUUAUUGUUGAUGCAGGCCCUGAGGAUGCUGGAAAAUACACAUGCAGCAUGUCUAACACACUUGGAACUGAGCGGGGUCACAUCAACCUGUAUGUCUUGUCUUCACCAAACUGUGAUUCCUCACAAACAAUCAUGGGCUAUGACGAAGAUGGCUGGACUACUGUUGGCAUUGUCAUCAUUGUGGUUGUCUGCUGUGUCGUGGGGACGUCAUUGGUCUGGGUGAUUGUUAUAUACCACAUGAGAAGAAAAAGUGAGGAUUACAGCAUAACCAAUACUGAGGACAUGAAUCUGCCUGCGGACAUCCCCAGCUACCUGUCCUCCCAAGGAACCCUGUCUGAGCCUCCAGAGGGAUAUAGUAACUCCGAGGCGGGCAGCCAUCAGCAACUCAUGCCGCCUGCCAGUAGCUGUGUUCAUAAGGGGACAGAUGGAUUGUAUGUUGAUACCGGUAGCGAGGCAGACGCAGAAAUCCUGAAUUUGCAGUAUGCAUCCAAUCUGCAGAACGGUAGAAUACAGCAAUUAUAUGGUCGCGGUAACAGCUCACAUCCGGUAGACAGAAGGGACAGCCUUCCUGUUCCAGGCGCUGGUCAGCUUAUGAUCUGCUCUGAUUGUUACGACAAUGCUAACAUCUACUCGAGGACCAGGGAAUUCUGUCCAUAUACAUACAUUACCGAGGAGGACCCAAUGGACCACACUUUGGCUAAUCUCAUAGCUCUGAUUCCAAAGGAUAUAUUUCCACAUCAUUCACAUGACAUGGCCACAUCUGCUGCGGACAUGUCUGCAUUCCUCACCAGCUACGAUAGGAAGGACUGUGAAUCAUUUCCCUGUCCAUCUUGGAGCAUAAAGAAAGAUGACGGCCUUCCAGCAGCACAUCCUCACUUCUGCCACCAUCCUGUACCCGUCCAUGAGAAUAGCCUACUCAGAAAUGAAGUGGCCUCUUCAGUCAAGGCAGAAGAGCGCCCCCGUCCCAGACCUUGCACGAGGUCUUGUGACCAGGACUACGACUUGGGCAGGACUCCUAAUAUUGGUGAUUACAAGGAGACCACUUAAUGAGACCAAAGGAAUCUGCAAGUCAGCUGACUUUGUAUUGACUACCUCAGAAUUGAAUUCAUGGCCAAAAAGUGCUAGAAAGGGUUUGUUUACAAGCAUAUCACACGGACCAAUGCAAAAAUCCUCUGCGUCAGACCGCAGCGGGAUCAACGCUAUGUAGCUUGGACCGGUCGUUAUUUAAGCACUUCAACAAUCUGCAUCAGGAUGAGUUGACGGACAGAAGCUUCAGUGUAAAACGGAUCCUGAAAUCUGAAAAAACUAAAGAGCAAAGCCAUUUUUAAGUUUUGUUGCAGCUGGAUCCCUUUUUUAGGUGUUUUGUGACUGCGCAUAGAUGCAAGCUUGUACCCAUACACAGUUACCGAAAUGUCGGCUUAUACCGCUAUGUACUGUGAUUAUCAAUGCCUUAGAAAGUUCCAUCUGUGAGUAAAGCCAAACCUUGUUAGGGCCUCCUUUAACUUAUAGACCACCCAAGAGUCAGACAUUCCAGGGGGCUUUUAUUUUCCAAACUGAAUUCUGAACCUGACAGGAGGAGUAAAUCUGGGCAGUAUUCUGUAGCUAUGUGACCACGGAUAGCUAGGAAAUGUCCACUGGCAGGAAGAAAACGCUCGGAUGCCGCCCAUCUUACAAAAUAUCAGUCAUCCAACAAAGCAUGCUUUACUUACCACUGCAAAGAGAAUAUGCAUUCAUUAAUAAGGCAGAUUUCUUUGUAAAGUCACUUAUUUUGUUGAUUUCUUCUGUCUCUGCCAUUCCAUCUGAACUAUGUCCGUCCCAGCUCGUCCUUCCUCCCUUUUUCUAUUUGUCGCUCUUACUAGAACAUUUGUCAUUUUUGCUUUCUUGUUGGGUAUAGAUGUCAUCGGGCAUCUAGUGACGGCACUGUACGACAUUGCGCUGUGCAGUCAUACAUAUAGAUCCGUAAAACGUUCUGCAAGCAGAUUAUUCAGAUUUUACAUUCCAACUGGUUACGGUUUCCUGCAGUUUUUUUGUAUUUCUUUGUGUACGUGUAGUUCCAUGUAUUAGACCCAGUUAUUCUCAAAAUGGCAUCAACGGAAGAUUUCGAUAGCCACCAAAGCCAGCAGCACCUUGGAAAUGCAGUUUGAGUAGUUUUGAGACCUUUUCAUUUUUUUCUGAGCACUUUUUUUCUUCAUUUGUUUGGCAAUCACAGGCGUCAUAGUACCAUUCUUUUAGGAAGGCAGAAACGGGCAUUAAACCUCAUACUCCGCUUACAAAGAUGUCUGACAUAAAGGGGUUGUCUGGACCCCACAAACCAAAAGUAAUUGUGUGUAAAAUAAAAACCACACUUCCCUCUUGAAAGCAGGCUCCACUCCAGUGUCAAGGGGUCCUGUUCCUGCUGCUUCCAAUCCUUAGAUGUGUGGCUCCCCAUCUGUGGUCACAUGCGCUGCUGCAGCCAUUCACUGGCCUCAGCAGUGAUGUGUCUCCGAGGGAAACAUGCCAGCAGAUGCUGAGUGAGUUGAUUAAUAUAUGUUAUUAGAGGAACGCUAAACCUAGCAAAUAAAACCCAAAUGUUCCUCCUUCAAUCUCCUCAUCUCAUUUGAUCCUAUCUUUGUCUGUGAGAAAGAGCAGGGAUACCACGCUCACCUUUUGGACAUGUGUGGUGCUGUUUCUGGAUCUAGUUUUACUUUAACGGUAGGUCCACUUUAGGAUGUUUUUUUCCUCGUCAGAUUAAUCUUUCCAAACUCCACAUUCACCUCUUCCUUAGGGCUCAUAAACACAAACAUAUAUUUUUUUCCGUGUGUGGUCCGUUUCUUUUGCGUCCUAUAUGCGGAACCAUUUACUUCUCUGGGGCCACAAAAAAACAGAAAUGACUCUGUGAGGAUUCUGUGUCCGCAUGGCCAUUCUGCAAAAAAAUAGAACAUGUGCUACUAUUGUUUGCGUUCUAAGAGGGGCCGACAAAGUGCGGAAUGCAAGCGGUCAGUAUAGGAUCGCAGAACAUCCAACGGUUGUGUGCAUGAGUCCUUAAAGGGGUUUUCUGGAAAUGGCUAACUUUUAAGUGAUGCCCGCAGCCUACCUCUGCUAUUGAAUGUGACACACCACCACUGAAGCCAGUUGUUGGCUGCAGCAGAGCAGGUGAUCAUGAAGCCAGGGAACGGAAGUUGGACACACAGAACUGGAGCAUUGAGGAGCAGUUAAGUAUAAAUCUUUUGAUAGCGGAGGCAGUCUGUGGGCAUCACUUUAUCACAAUCAUUCCCAGAAAGGCCCUGUAAAGAGUAUUUUCACCGUUGCAACAAUAUUUUGUGCAUUUCAGUGCAUAAAAACAAAUAAAUCAAAUAGCUAUUCUUGAUGAAAAAUAUCUUACAAUGUUAUGUGUUCAUCGCUGCAGACCUAUGGGUUUCCAUGGUUACCGACUACAACAAACCUUGUGUAACUUCUAACUUCAGUUAUGCUCUAAUAUGUCCUGCACAAAACAUUGGUGACAUGGAAGUGUGCAGGAUCAGAUGACGCUUAGGUUUACAGAGGAGAUGUGUAUAGAAAAUGGGAGGGGAAUUUUAGUCAAGACUAAUUGUACCAAAACCGGAAAAAAUAAGGAAAAAUUACAAUCAGAUGUUUGCACAGGCAGUAGCUUUUACCUACUUCAUAAUAGUCCUCAUAUUGACUUUAGCCCUGCAGUAGUUGUUCCCUUGCUGGCUACUAUUAUAGCAUUUUUUUCAACACACUUUGAAUAAUCGCACAAUCUAUAGAUCACCAUAAAUCCUUAUACUGAUGCCGCAUCCCCCAACAAUGAUUAAAGUGGUUAUACCAUGAGUAAUAAAAAAAAAUAGAAAUCGGGCACCAUGUAAUGCAUGCCAUUGUCUUUCUACUCUUUCUAACAAAGCUACAUUCAGCCCUGAACCUCACAUGGAUCAAGAGACCUAUUAAUUGCUCCAUUUGCGCUGCUAGAUUUAUAUCAAGUGGACAUCUCAGGGGGCAUGUCCUUUCUGCUGAAGCUUUCUCCCUGUAGCUGUCACAACUUCUAACAGUAGAUAUAACUGAUGACAUUUGAAGGAUGGAACAAAUCAGGUAUGACCUCUCAGUGAUAUUACAGAGGUGGAUAGAAAAAUAGGAAAAGAAUAAACAGCAGGUGGCGCUAUACAGAUACAUUUUAUUGACUAACUCAGUAGUUACAUUAAAUUUUUAAGUACGUGCAUUUUACAAAAGGUAAUCGGAUCCAGGUACUGGUUUUUUUUAAAUGUAGAAUAUUUUUUGUGGGACAACCCCUUUAAGGGACAAUGACAAUACUGGUAGGCUUAAUGAAAGGCACCUAUUUUUGUAUGUGACUUUCAGCAUCCUUGGACAUGAUAUUCUCAGUAAUGAUAUAUGCUGCUCCUUACCUUGAGUAUGCUUUACGUACCCCACAUAUCUCCAUAUUUUUUUAUGCAUGUUUAUGUUCUGUACUUGCACAGACCUAUUAUUCUGUAUAGUUUUGACUAGUUGCGUACGUCCUAAUUUUGGUGCUCAUGGUUUACGUCCAAAGGUAUAUUUGUGAGCACCACACAUUGCGAUCCACAUUUAACAUGUCUAUCCUUUGAAAUUUACCUUUGCCUAUAAACAGAAGUUAUAUUUGCAGCCAAGCUAAAGUGGGAAUGAUGACCUACCAACUAAGCUGUUUUACAGUAUACUUUUAAACUCACUUAGUGCUGUAAGACUCUGUUUUGUUCUGUUGUCUUGGUGACAGACUACAAAGAAACCCCGUGUAGUCUGUUCCUGUAGUCAUGUUUAACUUUUUUGAGUCCUCUUCUGUCUGGGAGUAAGUUUAGUAGUAAAGUUGUUGCGUUUCCUGACUACACGAGGUUUGUUUGUUUGUAGUCUGUUACCAUAGAGACAUAUCGAAGCUGUGAACACAGAACAGUAGAAUUUUUUUUGAGAUCAGUGCUAUUUGCAAAUUUGCUCCAUUUUUUGUGUUGAGCAAACUUGUGUUUUCAAGUCCGGCGUACAAGGUUCGGGUUAUCUAAGAAUUCCGUUAUGGAAAUCCAUAACGGAAUUCUUAGAUAACCCUAACUUUGUACUCCAAACUUGAAUACACAAGUUCGCUCAUCCCUAUUCAUUUUGGAUUUUACAGCAAUUAAAAUGGUUCCAUAAGUGCACAAACUAAAGCCUCAUGCAGACGUCCGUGAGAUACCAGACUGGCAUUGCAUACGCUCCUGUAAUGCCAGUCUGGUAUCUCACGGACCGCGUUCCACGGACGUCUGCAUGAGGCUUAAGAAGUUUUCGCCUGAGCAAUUUAGACAAGGUCACUGUAGGCAAAGUUGAUCCAAAGUGGAGUUCUUCCAGAAGAACCAAGCCUUUGGCAAAGGGAGUUACUGCCUUAGUUCAUUGAUUCAGUAUUUUUUUCAUUGGCUUUGUAAAGUUGACCGAAACCGUACCUAAUAUCUUAUUUUUUUUAUUUUUUAUUCUAUACUUUACUUUUGUUGAAUAAUUUCCCAAACAUGGCAACCAAAGAUUUUAGGCGUUUGAGCUUAUUGUUAUAUAUGUAAAUAUACUUGUGAUUAGAUAUUUUUGUACACAUUGCACAUACCUGUUCGUUGGAUAAUUUUUUUGUUUUUGUUAGUUUUUAUUUUUUAAUAUGCCAAAACUGUUUUAUUAUGUUAGUCAGGCAGCGUGUCAGCCUACUAUGAAAUGACAUUUUAUGAAAAGCAUCCUCAAUGCAGAUCUGUGUGGGUGAACUGUAGAUAAAAAUGUAUUUCAAUCUUAUUGCCUCAACACUAAGCUUUGAAAUAGCUCCUUAAUGGUUAAUCUUCCAUGAAAUGAAUACACAUAAAUUGUUUAGAGAUGGCAGAGGACAAAGGCUUUUUUUAUGGCCUCCACGAAUGUUGGGAAUGGUGAUGAAUAGCUGAGAUGAGUAUGUAGCCACUUGCCCUGAUGCCUUUUAUAUUGCACCUUUUUUUGGAUGAGGUGGCUAAGGUAAUAUGUGCUGCUACAAUGAAUUUAUAUGGCUUCUGGCAGAAGUGGAACUAUUUUAUGACUGGCUCGGUGGGUUGCGUGAUAUCUGCAAAUGUAAGCUAUGACCUUCAAAAUGAGCAGUUUUCUAGGUAUCCACCAUAAAACUGUAGUCUGCUUUAGAGAUAGAAUUUAAAAUAUGCUAUACGUGCAAAAUGUUUGACUGUAACUUCUACAGUGACUUAUAAAAAGUGCCGGCAUUGUAUUGCAGAGUGAAUGUCCUCUCUCCACACUCCAUGUAACUAGUAUUGUCUUGUCUAUGCCCUAGAAUGUAUGUACUGGGGGAGAUUUACUAAUAAAAACAUGUCAGAAUUCAAAAA